GUUCGAUCAUUGUAACUCUACAAACCCCGAUAAUAAAAUUAAAACAUAUUCAUCAGUUUCUUUAUAAACUUCCCCAGAAAUCCCAUUUCAUUCGGCGAAAAUACUAAUCUCCUUCGGUCCGAAGAGUCAAAAAAAUUUUGAUCUCUGAAUUUAUCCCAACUUCACUUCAACUGCAAAAAAAAAACACAAAACUCAAUAAUCAAAGAUGCACUCGUUUGGUUACAGAGCCAAUGCGCUCCUAACUUUAGCAGUCACAAUACUUGCAAUUAUGUGCGCUGUUGCUUCUUUUUCUGACAAUUUCAAUUCCCCUUCUCCUUCUGCCAAAAUUCAGGUGGUCAACAUCCAUAGAUUUCAGAAACUAUCCAAUGGCAAUGAUGAGGUUGCCAUGGUUCUGAAUAUUUCAGCAGAUCUCCAGUCAUUGUUUACUUGGAAUACAAAGCAGGUGUUUGCAUUUGUUGCUGCUGAGUAUGAAACCCAUAAAAAUGUGCUGAAUCAGCUUUCACUCUGGGAUGCUAUAAUACUCUCACGAGAAAAGGCAAAAUUUUCAGUCAGUAUCUCAAACAAGUACCGGUUUACUGAUCAGGGGAGCAAUCUGAGAGGCAAGGAGUUCAACUUGACAUUGCACUGGCAUGUUAUGCCCAAGACUGGAAAGAUGUUUGCCGACAAAAUAGUUCUGUCAGGAUACCGCUUGCCACAGGAAUACAGAUGAUCCAUGUCUCUUUGAGUUAGACUGAGGUUCAUAGUUUCUGCUUUAAAGAUGUUCACAUCCCUUUUUAGACACAGAUAAAAGAGCAAAUGAAAGUACAGCUUUGAAUUUUGAUUUUAGUUGAACAACGGCAUUUUCUCAAUUCAAGGCUCAUUACAUGAUUUACAUCUA
Molecule: messenger RNA, 877 nt
Organism: Beta vulgaris subsp. vulgaris (sugar beet)
Lineage: Eukaryota; Viridiplantae; Streptophyta; Magnoliopsida; Caryophyllales; Amaranthaceae
Product: signal peptidase complex subunit 3B
Exons: 6
Coding region: 206-709 (167 amino acids)
Biological process (GO): protein targeting to ER
Cellular component (GO): signal peptidase complex; membrane
Source: RefSeq, a predicted model, not a curated record